GUCUAUUCUAUAUUCUAGGUACAAUGACUAAAGACAAUGUGAAGAAAAAUCUUCAUCUAAGAAAUAUGGUCUCUUUCUGGAUAUUUGGGCUGUGCAACAACUUCACGUUCAGUAUGAUGUUGAGUGCUGCUCAGGAUAUUCUUUCUAAACAACAUCGGCCAAUUCACCAUGUCGAAAAUGUCACGGAUGUGUGCCUUCCCAAAAUUACUCACCGAGUCUGCUCACCUACUUCAGCUGGUGUGGUGCUUUUAUGUAAUAUUCUUCCCGCUCUCAUGAUUAAACUAAUGUACCCAUUCGUAAUGCACUGGAUCCCUUACGGGAUCCGGCAUCUAAUGAUCUGCAGCUUUCAAGUGGCUUCGUUACUAAUGACUGCUUUUUCUACUUCGGUGCCCAUAGCUCUGCUCGGCGUUUGUAUAGCCUCUAUUGCAGGAGGGCUAGGUGAAAGCACAUUUUUAGGGCUGGCUGGGCACUAUUCAAAGCAUACUAUUGCUACUUGGUCAUCUGGUACUGGUAUGGCCGGAUUGAUAGGGGCUUUUUCCUAUGCUGGUAUGACCGAUGCUCGAUUGCUAGCAUUCUCACCUUCUCAAGCGAUGUUGAUUAUGCUGGUUAUGCCGGCUAUUUACGCUUUUACUUACUAUAUUGUACUCGUCAGAGCGCCUACAAUACGGAAAAUCACUGCCAAUCGUCCUGGUGACUGGUUCUCAAAUGGACAAACAGAAAAGAAGAAUUUACCAUCAGAGAAUGAUAUCAGCAUAAAACCUAAGGGCGGUUUUAUGGAACAGUUGAAAAGGGUAAAGAGUUUGCUUCGCUACAUGAUUCCAAUGUUUCUCGUCUAUUUGGCUGAGUAUUUAAUCAACCAGGGACUUUUAGAACUGAUUAUAUUCGACUGCUCGCACAGCUAUGGUAAUAGUCCAGCGAGUCAAUAUCGAUGGUAUCAGGUGAUGUAUCAAGCAGGAGCCUUUAUAUCACGAUCUUCGCUAAAACUCAUCCAAUUCAAUAUGACUUUCAUCGCUCUUAUGCCGUUACUGCAGCUCCUCAACACCGUAUUCCUGACAGUCAAUGCUAUCUAUGGAUUCUUGCCCCACUUUGGCAUCGUAUGUGCCGUCAUUCUCUAUGAAGGCCUUAUAGGCGGAAGUUCCUACGUCAACACUUUUCAUCAUAUCCACAGAAAGGUGGAUCCAUCUAUACGCGAGUUUGCCUUGUCCACUGUCUCCCUGUCCGACACUUUGGGAAUCGUGGUAGCGGCUCUCAGUGCAAUUCCACUUCAUAAUGCCAUUUGUGAAUUGCCGUUCAAGGCUUGAUUGACAACAUUUUUGUACCAUAGCAGGACAUCGAACAACUUUGAUGGAAGAAAAACGGGACAUAGUGGGCGCGAGAUGCUCGUUGGGCUCUGCCCUCUCAUCUCUUGCGUUCGCUAUCUCUACAGCACUAGUUUGAUAUAUAGUUAAUUGUCAGAAAUAGCCAUGCUAGCGUAUUUGACCGUACGAGUGCUGCUCUAGUCAUAUCCUUUUUACUUACCCUUUUGCCAUUGAUAAACUUUGCACGUUUCGAUAUACAUACAAUCUUUGUCUUGCGAUGAAAAGGUGCUGUGAGAGCAACGAUGACAUAAAUCUAGCAGUUACUGGAAAGUAAUUUUGAGGCCCUACUAAGGCACGGCCCAAGCUGC
Messenger RNA from Cylicocyclus nassatus, 1666 nucleotides. Lineage: Eukaryota; Metazoa; Nematoda; Chromadorea; Rhabditida; Strongylidae. The record is from the annotation of a GenBank genome assembly.